This is a messenger RNA of Arachis duranensis, 958 nucleotides long. Its product is annotated as HMG1/2-like protein. NCBI's taxonomy places the organism in Eukaryota, Viridiplantae, Streptophyta, Magnoliopsida, Fabales, Fabaceae. The record is from RefSeq and is a predicted model, not a curated record. The transcript has 8 exons. The coding region runs from base 258 to 677 and encodes 139 amino acids.
CCCGCGUAAACCCAAAACUUCAAUUUUAUUUUAUGUUCCGCGAUUCCAAAAUUUUGUGUUAGCGUUUUCUCUUCGUUGCCCCUACCCUCUCAGGCUUCUUAUUCUCGCGCCCAAACCCUUCUUUCUCACAACGCAACACAACGCUACGCACUCUCUCACGAAAUCACUGACUCGGAAACCCUUGCGGCUCUGACUCGGACUGAGUCUGCGAUUUCGCAGCUCGUUCUUCGUUCGAUUUCGAGUCUUCACGAUUUGCUAUGCCGAAGGUUAAAGCCGACGCGAAAGCUGCUGAUAACCGGUUGAAGCGCAAGGGCGCUGGAACCGGAAGGAAGCAGGCUAAGAAAGCUAAGGAUCCUAACAAGCCGAAGAGGCCUCCAAGCGCUUUCUUCGUUUUCAUGUCUGAGUUCAGAGAACAGUACAAGAAGGAGCACCCAAGCAACAAAUCCGUUGCAGUUGUUGGCAAGGCUGGUGGUGACAGGUGGAAAUCAAUGUCUGAUGCUGAUAAAGCUCCCUACCAAGCUAAGGCAGAGAAAAAGAAAGAGGAGUAUGAAAGGAGUAUGCAAGCCUACAACAAAAAACAGGAGAGUAAGGGUGCUUCUGAGGAAGAUGAAUCUGACAAGUCAAAGUCUGAAGUAAAUGAUGAGGAUGAGGAUGAGGAGGAUGAUGAUGACGAGUGAAUUUGCUUGGUAACACGGGAAGUUUAACAUGGAAAUGGGAGAAGCAAUUGUUUUCGGAUAAUUAGGGUUCCAUUUAGUAUUCGAUAGGAUUCUUACCCAAUUCCAAUAUCUUGCUUAUUAUUAGCUUUUUAAUUCUUGUUAUGCUCUCUCUUUAGGUUUAGAUUAGUGAACGAUGUUAAUUAGGGUUAAUAGUAUCAUGAUUAUGUACUUAUAGUUAACCUCUCUAGUAUCUUCAGUCACAUACUUGGUUUAUCUAUUAUACUUUUUCUCUUGCCGAUUAA